UUAGAGGUAGUUUCGUGGGAUGUUAUAGAAGCUCGGUUUCUUAUGUGUUUGUGGGCCAACAAAUUUCAUGCUUCUUCAACGAAGUAACACCGCAUCUCAUCAUCAUCAUUCAGUAAAUUCAUUCAUCGUCACCCUGUCAUGUCCCAGCUGUCUACUGCUAGUACAACAACUACUAACGGUACACCAUCUGGCCCACCAAUGUCUCAAGAAACAUUUGAAUACCUGUGGAAUACACUAGGAGAAGUCACUGAAAAUGGAGGAUACACUCAGAUAUCGAGUAGGGAUUUAGAUUACGAGUAUGGUGAACCGUCAGGGGAAGAGACAAGUCUGCAAAUCGAGAGAUUCCAAAUCAGAGGCCAAAAUGAUUCCAUAUCUGAUCUGCUUAACCCUAUCAUUGCCAACACAACAUCGGCCAGUUCUAUGAGCCCAGACUCCCAAACAAACAUCAUCGGCAGCUCUGCAUCCAGCCCAUACAAUGAUACCAUCACCUCCCCGCCCCCAUAUUCACCUCACACGGGAAUGCAGUCCCCCAUACCAUCAGUUCCAUCAAACACAGAUUAUGCUGGAGACCAUGGUUUUCAGAUUUCAUUUUCUCAACCCUCAAAAGAAACUAAAUCAACUACCUGGACAUACUCAGAGGUGCUAAAGAAAUUGUAUGUACGAAUGGCUACAACUUGCCCGGUGAGAUUCAAAUGUACGCGUGCCCCUGCACCCGGCUGUGUUAUUCGUGCCAUGCCCAUUUUCAUGAAACCAGAACAUGUUCAGGAGACUGUCAAAAGAUGUCCAAAUCACGCAACUUCAAAAGAACACAACGAAAAUCAUCCCGCACCUACUCAUCUUGUCCGCUGUGAACACAAACUUGCCAAGUAUACAGAGGAUGGGUACACCAGCCGACAGAGUGUCAUUAUACCCCAUGAACAUCCACAAGCUGGGUCAGAAUGGGUCACAAACCUUUUCCAGUUCAUGUGUCUUGGAUCCUGUGUCGGGGGCCCCAACAGGAGACCAAUCCAGAUUGUCUUCACAUUAGAAAGAGAUAACCAGGUGCUAGGCCGUAGAGCCGUGGAAGUGAGGAUUUGUGCAUGUCCUGGCCGUGACAGAAAAGCAGACGAAAAGGCAGCACUGCCUCCAACUAAACAGUCUCCCAAGAAAAUAACAAACAAUUUUGGUAAGGUGACUGUCGGAACAGAAAUCACAUCUAUCGCUCCAGGAGGGAAAAAGAGGAAAUUAGAUGGAGAAGAAGCAUUUACUCUCACGGUGCGAGGUCGGGAGAACUACGAAAUCCUUUGUAAGCUCAGGGACUCUUUAGAACUAUCUUCUAUGGUACCACAGAACCAAGUGGAGUCUUACAAACAGAAACAAGUGGAGAUAAACCGACAACCAUCAGCCCCACGCCUGGUGUCCAUUCCGAGCCGAGAGGGUACACCUGUAACAGCUCAGGCAACUUUACCUUUUGGUUCUGAACCAACGGUGCAAGUGACCAGCUCCCAGAAUGGUCAACCUGCAGUCACAGUCCAGCAGGUUCUAUCUGCUCCGGUCAACAAUCUCAGUCCCUCCGCCAUCAAAGAAGAGCUAAGUUCUACACUGAACGGCUGUGCCAGUGACAACUCCAUUAAGAGCUGGUUAGCAAGCCUUGGUCUGUCCGCGUACAUUGACAACUUUCAUCAAAUGAACCUCACGACUAUGCAACAGCUGGAAGACUUCACUAUCGAGGAUCUACAGAAGAUGAAGAUUGGCACAAGCCACAGAAACAAGAUCUGGAAAGCCUUGGUGGAGCAACGCAACCAGUCAGUGAUUCUGUCAGAGUCCGCCAGUCUUCAACACGAGAUCUCCACUGCCUCGACAAUGAGUCUGUCAUCCCAAAACAGCAUCACACCCACCUCCAACUACUGCCCGGGCUACUACGAGGUCACCCGGUAUACAUUCAAACACACCAUUUCAUAUACGUCCAAGGAUGGCACCAGCAGUAGUCCACAGACAAAACGACAGAAACUGGAAGCGGAAUGUGUGGUGUAGAGGUAUCUAAUUUAGGGAGACAUGUAAGUGAGAGAGGGAGAGAGUAAUGUUCUAGUGCUGUUUUGUGCACAAAAGUGUUCUUACAUAUAAAAACUUGACUCAAAAAACAGUUCAAUCUUCAAGAUGAUAUACCUAGCAAGUGUAGCAAAAGGUUGAUGUGCUGAGAGAAGAUGGUUUAGCAAGGAAGCCAAUCAACAAUGUUUUUUUUUAUAACUAUUUAAUGUCUUAAAAUUCAUUGAAAUGACCUUAAGGUAAAUAUUAGCAUAUCAAGAGAGGUUGAAAGUUUAUUUGCUGUAUAAGAUUGUCAUUUUCCUUGAUGUUAUCUUGCACCAGUAAAAUUUCAGGCUGGUAGAAGCAUGAUAUGUGUAAAAUGUAUGUAUAUCAUUACCUCAGGAAUCUGAUCAGUCGGUUCAGUCUGAAAGUGAAAUUUGCAGACUGCAUUUGUAGAAGGUGAAUGAAGCUUGGUGUUUUCAAUGUUUGUGUUUACCUUAAAGUCUUUUCAACAUUGUUUGUGUGAGAAGCACUUGGGGAUAAUUGAUUGUGUAAAAAUUUUGUUAUGAUUGAAGUGUAAAAAUAUUGUUAUGACUGAAGUGUUCAGGGGAAAUAACUGUGUUCAAGCCACAAUAAAUUCUCAUUUCAUACAUAUUUAUAGAAAACUUCAAAGUUUGUAGACGAAUGCCAUGACACCUCGCUUCUUUUAAAAUCUCUUUCUCCUAAUUUUCCCCAGUAUUCAAGGGGAAAUAACUCUGACUUUACAUCAUUGAAAAUGGAAAAAAUAAUUUUCAAAGGUAUUGUUUUUUAAAAUUGCUCUUGAGGUGCAUGUGCUGUUCAUUUUGAAGUGUCAUACAGCAUCAAAGAAAUCUGUGUUCAGUAGAAGAAAAACAUUCCGUUUUAUUUUUAUACCUAUACUUGUUUUCCAUAUUAAUGUUAUGUUGUUUUGGUGGAACAUUUUACCGCUAUUAGGGUGAAAUAUUUGUUGGUAAAUAGUUCCUAUCCUAGAUCAAUCUUGAUGUGUACAGUGCUUGUAGACAGGGUUCUAUCCUCUGGACCUAUGUGCUAAAUCUUUGUUUUCGUUGUACAUACGUUGAAACUUACUGUAAGUAGUUGGAGAGAACAUCAUUGAUUCUGUUGUGUGUGUGGAUUUCUAUGUCUUACACAGGUAUUUGUUUAUCUUGUUUAUUUAAAGAAGUGGUAGAUUUAACCACGUUGAGCCAUUUGUUUGAUGAAUUCUUGUUGAUAGAUUGUAGCACUAAAACCAAUAUCAGGAAUAUUAGUCCAUUUCAGUGGCAUUUUCUGUCUUGAUUAAAAAGGAAAAGUGCGAAUUUUUGAUUGGGAAAAAUGAGGAGGUGAGGAAAGUAUUAAUCCUACUGCAGAUGAAAGAAAUACAAGAUGUAUUGGUUAUGGAGAAAAUGUACAUUGUUUGACAAAUGGCUCCCACUGAAAAUAUAUAUAUAAAUGUCUUGAAGUGUUCAUUUUAAUUUAUGUAUCCAUAUUUAUGUAAGUUGCAAUGUACUAUAAAAUAGAUUGAAGUGUUUUCAGAUUUUAUUGUUGGUUUCUGUGAAGUGCAUGUUUUUAUACCGAGCAUAUAGUUGUGAUUCUAUAAGGCUUAUUGUUACGGCUGUUGUAGAUGAUUAUCAACUAUAUUUGGGCACAAAUCUUGUUAAAGAUUUUAUUGACUGUUGUCUCUCCGUCCACCUUUAACUCUUCCAACUCGUAAAACCUUAUUAUCCAGGAUUCGUAUUCAUAAUGAGUGGGUCCAUCUAUGGUUUUAAAGGGUCAAUUAGGGUUUUUUUUGUUUUUUUUUGUUUAAUAUCAUCUGUCAGAGAGGAAACAUCAUGUUAUAUUUAAUACAUUUAUGUACAAUUUUAUAUCAUAAUUAACCUGUGGUAUGUUUUGUUCAUUUUUUUAACUCAUUAUAAAUUGUAUAUGACUUGCAAUAAUAAUCCUUUUGGCUUUUCUUUUUGUAAGAAGAAGUUUUUUACAAUUAGUAUGCUGGUUUUACAUCGAAAUCUAACCUUCUUGAUCCUAACCAAGUAUUCUGAGUAUAUGAAGACUUUACAACAGUAGAGUACAUAUAAGAUUGUCAGUUUGUUUUCUUUUAUUUUGAAAAAGACAUAUAUAAUACUGCUUAAACUUUAAAAUUUGGUUUUGACUACAUCAGUUAUUCCAGAUAUCUGAUUUUUCAGUAAGAAACCAAAUUUUUGGCAUUGUCACCGUCAAAAUUAUCUGUGUGUACUGAAGAAAUGCAAAGUUUGUUAUAAUUUUCUGUCUCAAGUUCUGUAAACAAAAUUUCAUGUAUGGCAGAAAUCAAGUAUUAAUGUUUCAUAACUGUCAUAAUAUUUGUGUUUGGUGCAACAAACCUAUUAUAUAACUCAUAUUGGAUCACCCAUUCUCAUCAAAUAUGUUCAACACUGCCAAACAGCAACUGUAUGUCUGUCAAAACAUCAGGAGACUUAUUCUCAGAAAGUACUUUUGUUUUUAAAAUUAUUAGGUUUGAAACCAUUUGAUUUCAGUUUUCUAGAUAUUUUUUUUUUGUAUGAAAAUUAGAAAGUUUAUGAUUAAAUGAAAAUAUUGAUUAAACAAAUGAUGUUAUACAAUGGUACAAAUAUCAUACCUUUUAUGAUAGGUUUUGGUUCCAAUUUCUUUGUUGCCUUGAACAGUACUUGUUGAAUUGUGGUAUAAAAUUCUGUUUAGAUAUCAACACAAAGUAAAAGUCCUUGGUAUGAUUAAAUACAUGUAAUGACACAGAAACAUGAUUUUAGUGUAGUUUUAGUUCAUAUACUUCUGUAUUUGAAAACAAAUGUGGUUCGAUGCAAUUUUUAUAUCAAAAGCUUUUUUUAGAAGAAUUUGUCUUCGCAGACACUUAUGAUACGAACAAAGAUUUUGAAAAUUGAUUUGUUUUGUUUGGAAAUAGAAUUGUUUAAUACAUUAAAUAAGAACAAUUGAAAUAAAUGCAAUUUAAAUAUA
This is a messenger RNA of Ylistrum balloti, 4980 nucleotides long. Its product is annotated as cellular tumor antigen p53-like. The record is from RefSeq and is a predicted model, not a curated record. Gene Ontology annotation, cellular component: nucleus. NCBI's taxonomy places the organism in Eukaryota, Metazoa, Mollusca, Bivalvia, Pectinida, Pectinidae. The transcript has 15 exons. Gene Ontology annotation, molecular function: protein binding; RNA polymerase II cis-regulatory region sequence-specific DNA binding; DNA-binding transcription factor activity, RNA polymerase II-specific. Bases 139 to 2013 code for a protein of 624 amino acids. Gene Ontology annotation, biological process: apoptotic process; protein tetramerization; regulation of transcription by RNA polymerase II.